CCUUGAUUCCUUGCAAACUUACAGAGCACAGACCAGCGUUAGUCAUAGCGGAACGAGACUGAACGAGACUAAUAAUCUCGUUCGGCCCAGUAGCGGAAGGUAACGCGACUGUUGCGCUCUUGCUCAAGAACGCUAUCUUCCACCCCGCGCCAUCUUCAUCACAAGCAACAGCAGUCAAUUCUCUCUUAGUCUGGCAAUACUUGCUGGCCAACGCAUAUGAUGUGCGUUCUAUCCCGAUACGAAGGUUCCCCGACUGGACUGGGUUGAACUUUCACUUUACGCCUGCCUGCGACAUCUCUCCUCGAUCCUCAACACCCAACUUUGACCGCCGCAUCCAUUCAACGCACCCCUUUUUGGGUGCAAACUGCCACCAAAUGGAUGAAACACCAGAAUCCUCCACACAAUCGACGAUUUGUCCCCCGGCGCCCGUCGCAAGGCACCAGACGACGGCGAUCGGAGUCGGAAGCCUGCGGUCGCCCAAGGCAUCUCCAUCACAUGAACCAGCGCUGUACAGCUUGUUCCUCUCCGACCUCGCUCUCAUCGACCGCAACGUUCCGCUUCCCGAGCUCCGCGAAGAAGUCGACAAGUCCCUCGCCCAGUUCAAGCCACAAACCGCCGUCGACGUCCGCAUCGCCUACGUCGCGGACACUUCCAAGCUCCGCCAGACGCGCAAGAUGGUGGAAAACGGCCUGGGCGCGCACGAGAAGAGGCGGCUCCGCAACAUGACUACGGCCCAGAGCCGACGGCGAUGUGCCGGCAACCUCUCCCAGUACCACGACAAACUCGACAAACUCUGCGGCGGUCGCCGCUCUUGGCUGCCGCGCGGUAUCCCGGUUGACACAAUCUCAUACGACACAGUGCUGAACCUCCGCAAGAUCAUUGAGUGGACGCUCUCACAUGGCGAGAGACUCGACAGCCUGUGGGAACCCGGCGGACAUCUGCACGAUGUCCCGUACCAAAAGAAACCUCUUGAUGCCGUGUGGAAGCGUCUUUCGCAACAGUCAGGCAAUGCCAUUAUCCACCGUCCGAACUGCAGCAACAAGGGCCGCCAACAAGACCAGGACAGAGAAACACAGCAAGGCAGCUUACAAGAGGGGGAAGAGGAAGACGGUUCGGGUGGAGCGAGUGGCGACGACGGUUCCCCCAAUUUCAACGGCGACACCAAGAACUCCUUUGGGGGCGAGGAUGAUGACGGUGAUUGGGGUCCAGAUGGUGUCGAUGUUUCUUCCAGUCAAGACAGCGAUCCGGGUGCUGAAGAAGAGUCCAUCGAAUAUGAACGUCGAAUACAGCGCGACACCAUUGUCCGCAGGUCCCUAGACGACAGCUUCUGUUUCUCCCGCGCAAGAUCGAGCGCGACCAAGGACGUUGACAACACCGACGACGGCGGUGUGUUCCCACAACAUAGUCCACUAGUAAAAAAGCUGAGCGUUCCUGCACCGAUCGAACCUUAUGACGAGGACCUCGUGACAAAAGACAUUCCAGACGCAUCGAGGUCAACUGUCCAGGUCGUCAACCCAGACAUCAACAGCAAUGCAUCGCUGUCUCGCCAAAACACUGGUCUCGCCGCCAACGCACCCUUUUCCGCUGCCUCGCCCUCCUCUGUCCCGCCACCUUCGCUUGCCAUCCCGGCUUGCGCCACUAACACGGCCUCCUCCGUCGACCCACCUCACCAUCCGCUUCCUCCUGCUGUUUCUAUUUCAAGGGGCUCUUCUGGCGGCUCCAAGUGGCAGACGGCUAUGUCAGCUGAGUCUGUCUCGGAUUCCACGCUGGGUAAAAGAGAGGGACGGCCUGCAUCCGAAAGCCUUGAAAAUGUUCCCAAACGACAGUGUGUAGCAACACUCCCCAAAAGGAGGUUUGAUCUGAGAGUGAGGCAUGGCUUCAAUGCCGAAUGCCUGGAGGACGGCCAGUACGUUGAAGGAACCGUUAUCUCGGAAGUUCUUAGCACAUUUUGCGCGCUGUGUCCCCUCUCGAUGAUGUGUAUAGACCCACUGGUGUCCAACAACGGCAUUCCACAACGCCUGAGGGCCGAUUUCCUCUCGCAACGAGACAUGACCAUUCUCUAUCCUUUGAACCUCACGUCUCGGGGCAAGCAUUGGGUCUUGGUAACGGCAUCGACAACGUCAGUCAACAUAUACGACUCACUGCCCAGCGCGACGGACGAAGUCGAGUUAGCGGGCUUACUGCGAAGCCUUCUGUCCCUCGUUGCGGAAUCAACAGCCCCAGACGACCCUCCUACCCCCUCCCGCAUUUCGUGCCCGCAACAGUCGAACACGACUGAUUGCGGCGUCGCUGUUAUUGUCAACGGACUGUAUGUGAUCGCCGGGCAAGAUAUCCCAGCAACUGUGGAAUACUCCCUCUGGCGCCGUGUUCUUCUUGCCUUCAGUACAGGACGGAAGGCUGUCACGGAGAUCGUGCUACAAGACUCGGAACAGCCCCUUGCCGUGACGAACCACGGCGCGCCACUCCCGCCCGCACCUCCGGCAACCAUGACCGAGGCCGAGCUGAUAUCGUGGGAUGAACGUUACCGAGAAUUCCGUCAGAAUAUCAUGGCCACCGCUCGGGCACAGCUUGGUGCAAGACUCACGCAUCAGCAACGCAUGGGGGAGAUGCUGGAGGACGUCAUUGGCGUCUUUGGGGGGCUCCAGCUCGCAGGGUCUGGCACACCGGGCAUGGAUCAGAUCCAUGAAGAACUCGCAAACUGUCACUCGGCGUUGCAGAGCCUGGCUAGACUCCGCCGAGCUGAGACAUCCAUGAUUGACGAGCUCAAAGCCAGAUGCGCAAGACUGGCCGAAGCACAAGGCCGCCGGGCAAUAGUCCAGCUGGAGCUGGCCAAGCUGACUGACGUGAUGCACGACGAAUGUGAGUUACUCAACGAUCGUCUGGCAGCUUUCCGUCCCUGGGAUGUGCUUUAUACGUAGACAGUGCCAGGGUAUAGGCAUCCUGAAACAAUAGAAGAGUUUAUACUUAUUACACUACAGAAUUGAAGUGACUUGCUCCACA
Messenger RNA from Colletotrichum destructivum, 3000 nucleotides. RefSeq names its product Putative Ulp1 protease family catalytic domain, papain-like cysteine peptidase superfamily. Gene Ontology annotation, molecular function: cysteine-type peptidase activity. The transcript has 3 exons. The record is from RefSeq and is a predicted model, not a curated record. The coding region runs from base 375 to 2918 and encodes 847 amino acids. NCBI's taxonomy places the organism in Eukaryota, Fungi, Ascomycota, Sordariomycetes, Glomerellales, Glomerellaceae. Gene Ontology annotation, biological process: proteolysis.